This is a messenger RNA of Lymnaea stagnalis (great pond snail), 12601 nucleotides long. NCBI's taxonomy places the organism in Eukaryota, Metazoa, Mollusca, Gastropoda, Lymnaeidae. The record is from the annotation of a GenBank genome assembly.
CACCUCGUACGUUUGUGUUUGACUGAGCGGUCAAUUUUUAGGCUACUAAAAGGCGAGAAUGGAUUAAAGUGUAUAUUCAUUGAUUAUUAUACUUAAGGGAAAGCAGGAAUGGGCCUUCAUGGGUUUAUUUAAUCAAGUACCAUCGACCAUAAUGUGACAUUCACUUUUGUUUGUUUAAAGAAUGGUUGAAUAGACAAAAAAUUACAGUUUUGUGAGGUAAGAAAGAUGGUUUGUUUUGAAUUUUCAUUUUUCUUUGCCACCGGAGGCGGAACCAAGUUAAAAACUUGCAGGCAAAGCACCAUUAUACUAUACAAAUUUCAAAUUAUGCUUAACUUAUGCGGCUUAUGCGGAAUAUUAAUAUUUAAACUAUACUAUAAAUUAAACAAUCAUGAAAUAUUGUAUUUAAUACUUUGCUAAAUGAGAUUCAUAAAAAUACUGACUGCAAGUGCUUUUGGUGCUUAAUAAUUUCUUUUACUUUACAUUUUAAAAAAUAAUAGACCCUAUUUUAAUUAGUUUUAAUAAUUAAAUUUACUGACCUAACAUUAGCAGCUAGAUUCUAGAAGAUUUUUGAAUAAUCAACAAUAAUCAUUGACUUAACUGAAACUAAAGCCACACUUAGGCUUAGGAAGGGAAGUGGGGGUGGUGUCAUACAUAAGUAAAAAAAGUUGUGAAGGGUGUGAUAAAAGUGUCUUAAUUUGUGUUGAAAAUUUGUGAUGAUAUUGGGGGAGGGUGUAGAUGUAAAAAAAUGGUGUGACAUCAUUCAUGGAUGGCCCCAAACCAGAAGUUAAAAAGAUGUAUUUAAAUUCACUAGAACAACUGAAUUAUUUAACUCAUCAUGUCUAACAACAGAUAGUCAAAUAGUGUUCCCAAAGACUGAAUACAUUUUCAUUAGUCACAACUGCACAGAAAAGUGUUCACGAUGGAUGCUGGGACAAGCAGUGGUGUUAAGCGUCAUUCCUCAAGAAUUGGAGAACAGCGAAAGUAUCCUGGGUCUGGUCAAAAGCCUACAUCCAGGCGCUCAUUCCGCACACCUGUUCAAACUGUGCCUCUUAAAUCAGAUGGGAUCAGACCGGAAAGAUCAGCCAGCAAAUCUUUUGUGUUAAUACCAGAUCAAAAUGAAAAAGAAACUCCAAGAUCUUUGGUAAGGAUUAUGAAAUUAUGGUGGUUUUAAUUAGAUGUUUAUUUAAUUAUAGGAAGUAAUUAACAUUUUCUAAUAGAAAGCUUCUAGCUCCAGCAAACCGUAUUGAAAGAAAAUCUAUAUGAACACUUGGGAAGCCUUAAAAUGUUGGCCUCCUUUGUGAGGGCUGCUGAAGUCAACAUCUGAUAGAAUGAAGCAGAAGAUAUACAGUUACAAUUUUAAUCUGCAUUUCAUUAUGCUAAAAAAAAAACAACACAGACUUAAAAGAAGUUGGUUGAUUUUUUUUUUUCCUUUGUUAGCUAUUUAUUUAUUUGUUACCUAUUUAUUUAUUUGUUACCUAUUUAUUUACAGAUUCAAGGGUUUUUGGCAGAUUCCAAAACACAGUCACUAACACAUGUCAAUAAGAAAAGUAAGCUUUCACUGACACCAGUUGAAAAAGGCAGUACAUUUAAGGUGCCACGGCUAACAGAUAUGGUAUUAAGGAAUCAAACUCAAGCCCUACCCACAGCUCCUGCCACAACACCUAGCAUCAAGUACACACCCCGCACUAACAUCUGGAACCUGCUUAUGGAUGGUAAUUUUUAAUAUUUAUUUUCCUUCAAGUUUCUGUGUUUUAUUUUACAUGCCUUAUAACUGAAAAAUUAGUGCACUCUAAUCACUAUAUAUAUUACUGUCUUGCCAUACUGAGGAGAAAAUGAGUAAUUUCAAUAUGUAAAUUCUCCAGAUUUAUCGAUAUCUUCAGGUAGAGAAAGGGUAAGGUAGAAAGAGUAACAUUAUGUGCCAAAUUUCAGGAAAAAAAUAAAAUUCCAAUAUAAUUUUUAGUCUAACAACAGUGCUCUGACAAGCUAGGUCUAACCCUGGGAAAAGAUUUGAAAUGUAUCUGAAUAUGCUUUUCUUUAAUAGUUUGACUUGAAUAAAACAAAUACCUUGAUUUGUAUGUUACUCAAAAACUGAUAAAUUUAACAUAUUUUUUGUUGUUGUUUAUGCCAACUAUUUUUGUCCAAUUUUUUCUGCCAAGUUUAUUCUUCAUAAACUACCCAGUUACCUUUGCGUCUAUUGACUGUGAUUGCCAUAUACCAAAAUUUUAUCCCGUGCUUUUGUUUAAUUUCUAUGUGUUCACCGGGUCAUCCUUAAAUAUGAAAAGAGACAUGACCUAAAAAAUUAAAUUUGCAUCUGAUACCGGGUACCUGAAAAAACCUGCAGAAAUUAACAAAUGGACAAUAAUCUCAGUGUAUUUAGAAUUUGACUUACCUCCCAUGCCAUCUCCCCCUAUUAUAACAGAUGUAGAAACAACCCAGGCUGACAGAACACAAAGUAUAGAAAAGCCCCAAGCCUCCAAAUCACACUUGUCAGAACUGCAGCAGAGUGACUGGGGGCAGCGUGUGACUCUGUCCCCUCUGUAUGCCUCCCAUCACAGGUAAUGUAACUGGAUCUUUUUUAGCAUCAUCUAUUCAGAACAAACUUAUUUUCACACAGGUGAAGUUAGGGUUGCUGUUGAAGUGUAAUCCUCCGGUUGUUGUAAAUGAAAUGCAAAUUGUUCAUAGGAUUUAAAACUGUAUUUUGCUGUUCUUUUUUUUUCCUCCCAGCAACAGUACACCUGUAACUCAUGAGGAAUCUGUUCUUCAACACACGACAGGGGUUAGAACAAGAAAGAGGUUUAUUUUAGAGCAAGCUGCCAAGGCGCACGCGGCCAAUAAAUUAAGUCGGCAAUCAGCGUCUCAGCCGCUUGGUCAUGAAGAUUUAAGUGGUAAUCUUGGUGUAAAUUCUUCUAAAACCAGUGAAAGAAUUGAAAUCAACGGUAAAUUUGAUCAACUACAUAAAAAACUGGCUGAUAAAAAAAAUAUGUCUGCUGCUGCUCCCACACCAGAGCCCCAGACUGCCGACCUAUCCGUGGCUGUUGAUGAUGAGGAGGCAGAUCAGCCAGCAAUGAAUGAUUCAGAGAAGGUUGAACUAGCUGUAGAAAGGACGAUUAUAGGCUCUGUCUCUGUUGGUCAUGGAUCGUCAACUCUUGAAGCGCCACAUGUUGGUGUUACAACACCGGCAUCGAAGAAGCUACAAUCUUCAGGGCUCUCGCAUGCCAGCAGGGUAAAUAAUGACCCCUCAUCUGAAGCUGUUGAUGACCUGCCAGCCCAGCAACCUGCAACAAGUGUCUAUGACAUCAUUGAAGGUAGCACCAGUGAGGAUGAACAGAACUCUAAAACUACAGGAUCUGUUAAGAAAAGAAUGCCAAAAAGGAAAAGAAGCAGUAGUAGCAUGAAUACGCUUGUAAGAUCAAGAAAAAACUUGAGUCAGCUGACCUCCGACCAGACACAUGAGAUUUCUCCCCCUGCUUCCCCUUUCACAAGAUCUAAACAAAAUAAAACUAACACCAGGGUGAUGACCCCUAGUCGUAACAUCACCGUUGAUGUAACUCAUGCCCUGCGGUCAUCUACACCUGUGCCACGUAAGGGUUUUUUGCACUCUACUAAAGUGCACGAGACUAACUCUUCAUCCUUAUCUAUGGUUGAAAAUAAUUUUAUGGAGUAUUCUGGAGCACCUCACAUUACAGAUUUGUCUCCUAUUCGACCAGACACAAGGUUCCAGAAUCGUAAGGAGCUAGGAGUGCAAGAACAUUUAAUAGAUGAAGUGCCCAGCGACAAGUCCAAGAACCAAGAAGAUAUAGCUCUACAGGUGGCAGGUAGAAAUCAAGACUAUAAUGAAUCAGAUGCCCCUUCUGGGAAUGAGAAUUACAAUGAACCCGAUUCAGCUCAGAGGAAUCAAGAACACACCAUCGCCCAAGACUAUAAUCAAUCAGAUGCCCCAUCUGGGAAUGAGAAUUACAGUGAACCUGAUUCAGCACAGAGUAAUCAAGAACACACCAUCUCCGUUAAGCUGCAAGAACGUGCUCCAAAAGCUCCACAUAAUCAACACGUCAGUGUCAUUGAUGCUGCUACCAGGAGUCAUGAAAAUGGCCCCCAGGAUGUGCCAACACUAAAUAAGGAGCACUCUACAGAUGAUAACAGACUUAGAGACCAUACUGGCAACCUAGAACAGAUGACCCAAGCUGAAGACCACCAGAGCAUGUCUGAAGUUACUAAAGAUUAUAAGAGUAAAAUUGCUGAUGUCACGAAUCCUCAGCAUCAGAAUGAAGGUAAAGACACAUUGAUUUGAAAAUUUAUGGUUUAUUACUGUAAAUAGUGUAAACAAGAGGGGAAUUCCAAAUUAGUAUUUAGAUUAUGAUUUUUAUUCCUUCAUUUCCUUCCUUCAGUUGUCUCUUUGUGAUAAAAUAGAUUAUAAAUGAUUUCAAACUAGGUCAGUUUUACUUCCACUGCCUCAUGCCUGGGUUUAUGUUGCCUGCUUACGGUACUGACUUUCAAAACUCAAUGCUUGAAAUUAAAAGUACCUCCUUACUUAGCAGUUUUUAGAAUACCAUAACCAUUGGCUGGUUUUUACUCUACUUAGAUUAUGAAACUUUUUACUCAGCGUUUGCCUUCUCGGUGUUCUCCAUAAAUAAUUUCCCUAUUAGGCGGAUGAGUCAGUUCACCCAGUGAUUUACCUUGGACAAAGUCCAACAUGCUACUUGUCCAUUGGGAACUAGACAAUGCCACCAUUAUGCCACAGGGCCACCUAUUUCAUUGAAAACUGCAUGUAUGGAAAGCACUUGAUCAAAACUACAAGCCGGCAGAAUAAAUUUAGAAAACAACUUGAUCUGAAAUUUGAUAUAUCAGUAGAGUUCUUUCAGCUUACGGUUAAAGCAUUGAUCGAUCUUGUAGGAAAUCAUACUUCCUUGCAUUAGGAAUAUAAUAUUUGAUUACUAUUACAUGUCAUACAGUUAAAUGUGUUUCUUAAUAUACAGAUGACGUUGACAAAAACUCUCAAGAAGUCAGACAGGGCACCUCACUGGUCAGUAGCUGAGAUUUUUAAAAAUAGAAUAUUUUAAUAGUUAGUUAUUAAUGAGUGUUACAUACAUGUUAUCAUGAAUGAUUAGUUAUUAAUGAGUGUUACAUACAUGUUAUCACGAAUGAUUAGUUAUUAAUGAGUGUUACAUACAUGUUAUCACGAAUGAUUAGUUAUUAAUGAGUGUUACAUACAUGUUAUCACGAAUGAUUAGUUAUUAAUGAGUGUUACAUACAUGUUAUCAUGAAUGAUUAGUUAUUAAUGAGUGUUACAUACAUGUUAUCACGAAUGAUUAGUUAUUAAUGAGUGUUACAUACAUGUUAUCAUGAAUGAUGUGUUUGUGGUGUCGUUUAGGGCAGUCUUUCUUUUUCCGUCUAGAACAUUGUCUAGGAUAGUCCCCCAUCGUUAUGGCCACAGAAACAAUGUCAGUGUCUUAAAAACUAUGUUUAUUUCUCCUAGCCCCCAACAAGGCUGAUGUGUGGUAAAAAUUCAAAUUACCAUGAGACGUUUUAAAGUUCACCUUUCGUUAUUUACUGGCUUCGUAUGCAUGGCAGUCAGAAAUAAUCACUGGUGUUUUGAAUGACUACAUAUAUCUAAAAAUCAUAUAUAUGUUGUCAUAAAAAACGUAGUAUGAGAUCUUUUUUCACCUAAAAAUAUAUAUAUAUUCUAACUAAAUUCCUUUAAAAAAUGAUAGUAACAAUACUAUCAUACAAAUUUAUUGACUCCCGCUAACAAAAUGUGCACACCAAUUGUUUCCAAUCAUCGUGCAUUAGUUUGUGUCCGCGGGUUCAUUUCAUGAUUAAAGAAAGCGUUACAAUUUUUCACUCGCACAACACUAAACACAAGUCACGACACAACAAAACUACCACAAGUAAACUGAUUGACAUUCCCCAAAGUGGUGGUCCGUGGACCGGCGUUGGUCCGCAAGCCCUACGUUGCCAGGUGGCACAACAUUAAACAAAAAACUCUGAAUUUAGUUUUGUGGCCAGUUAAUAGAGUGCUCUCCCAUUGGCUGAUCAUGAAUUAAAACAUAUUUCAUGAUCUAAUUAGGGUAUAAAAAAAAAAGAUAAAAAUAAUUCAUAAAUCUAGCACUGGUCUGUGUUGCAAUAGGAACCUUAUUCAACCAAAGUUAAAAGUUUGAGAAUACACUGACUUAGAGUAAGAAAAGAAAGAAAAAUGUUACAACUACCAAACAACAGACUAAAAUGAUUUAAAUAGCAUCAAUCAUUUAUUGAUGACUUAUCUUUGUGGCAUGAAAUAUAUUUGUAUCUUUAUAUUUUUCAGCCAAGUGAAUCAGCAGAAUAUACUGAACUUCCCAGGUAUGGACAUUUUCUCUUUUUUUUUAUAAAGUGGACUAGGGGAGGUUUUAAAAGAGUUUUUAAAUCUAAAAAUAGAUGAACUCAUAUUAAAUAGGAAUGUUAGUUCAAUAAAUCUAAAUUCAUCAUAAGACUAAAAAGAAUUUCAAAUUAAACUGAUCUGUUAGUUGUCAUCCUUGAAUUUUUCUGAAACGCCAAUUGCAGUUUUCAAGCAAAAUGCAUGCAUUGCACAGUUUAAAAAAAAAAAAAAAUGCAAACUCCAUGGUUCUGGUAAUGUUUCGUUGCUGCAUCCAUGUACUGGCAUCUUUGCAACGGUUGGGGGUAUGAUUUUGCUAUUCUAACAGCUCCUAGCUGAUGCCAGGGCAGCCUUGAAGCUUUCGACCGAUGGUGAUUCAAAACAUAUCAGCUAUUUAUCUUUCAUUUUCUUUUAGUGGUAUCUCUCCCCUGCCUACGCCAGAUUCCAACUUGACAAAUCGAAAGAACAUUUCUGCCAUACAGCUACAACGUAGACAAUCUAAAAACAAAAUCUCAGGUGGAGCUAAACCAAGGUGAAAACACUUUCCAUUUCCAUAGUUCUCUUACAUCCUUUAGAUAAUGUUCAUAUAUUUUUUUUUCUUGUUUGAAAUUCAGUUUUGACCAGGCAGUUAUACUAGGCGUGCAGAAAUUAUAUCAUUAGUACCAACAACUCCAACUUUACUGUAGACUGGUUUAGAAAAAAAUUUUAAAACAGAUGUAUUGAAAAAUAUAUUUCAAUGAAAUAAUUGAUUAGCAUUCACCGUUGGUUGCUGUGUGUGUUGUAUUUUAUUAUUUCACAUCGCUUUUAAUACUGUAUCAAUUCUUAAAAGUCAAACUACGACACAUUCCAUGACUACUCGUGAUCAUAGCAACAAAAAAUUGAAUCUGGUAUUAAAAUAAUGAAUAAAAUUAUAAAAAAGGAGUUAGCUCCCUUGGUCUUGUUUCACACAAGAACUUCAUUCAAAUACUAAGAUAGCAAGAUUACCACUUUUUAUAUAGCAGUUUGUAAACAGCGCGCGGAAUGGCCAGAAUUGGUCAAUACAAGGUUAUCAGUACCGGCCAGAUUUGACAAUACGCAGUUCAAAUAGCCUUAAAAAUGAAAACAUUAACACAUCUUUUCAAACACUUUAAAAUGUUAUUUCCAUUCAAGUUUUAAACGCAAAAUUUAUUUAUAUUUGAAAUGGAAUUAUAAGAGGGUUGUGCUAACGAUGUGAGUAUUUGGCCUGUAUUUCUACAGCAAUGCUAACCAAGAGGACCCUAAAACCAGGAAGCCUAGAAGGAAGCUCACGGCAAAGCCAACUGCUCUUCCAAGAAAAUCUGUCAAAUUUUUUGCAGAAAGGCAUUCCUCAACGAAACUGUCACCAGAUGCAAUUGAUGAAAUUGUCAAAGUGUAUGUAUCUGUUCUUAUACAUUAUGGAAAUUGAUAAUUACCUAUCUGAAGUCUUGUAACUUGUAUAAUAUUUCAAAAAAGAUGUUUUCAGCAAAUUAUAGUGAAUUGUGUAUUUUGCAUUUAUUAAGUGUUUAUAGUUAGGGUCUCUAUUUUUUAAUUUUUUAAAAUAAAUAUUGAACUGACAGACUUUGUAACAUCAUUCUUCAAAUAACUUGUAUUUGCAAUGUACUGACUAGCAUGGUUGGUGUCAUUCGUUUUAUCCUUGGGCCUACCAUUGUAUAAGACGUUGACAAAGUCUUAUCUUGUUAUGGCUCAAAACCUCUUCUCUCAAUGCAGUUUUAGUAUUUAUCAUAUCUUAAACAUCAUAUAUUAUUUUGGACAUUUUAUAGAUGCAAUGUUUUCCAUUAGAUUCAGUGGUACCAAACCUUUUUCAAUGGCUGAGCCCUUUUAAAACUCAAUUGUUAUAAAGAUAAGAUAAGCUACAGUAUUUUAUUUAUUGAUUCAAAUAAUUGGAAAUUUUUUUUUUUUUUUCAUUUUAGUCUUGAAAUUCCUAGGUUGAGCGUUUCGUAAAAUGAGUCUGUAGGAAGAAUUUCGUUGAAUAAUUGUGGGGUAUGACUAACUGUUAAGUUCUCGAGUGGGAAUUAUAAUUUUUAACAUUCUUGGCUUUUUGUUUGAACGGAGUUCACAUUUUCUUCUUCCAAGAUCAUGGGCACUCAUGUCUGUCGGCAGUUUGUCUUGGAUGGUUGUCAUAUGCCAGAAAAGGUGAUUAGGAAUGGGAAAAAAAAUGAAUGGUGUGAAGCAAAAAGAUACCAGAUAAGCGAAUCAGUUAACCUGACAUGUCUCAAGACACACUCUGAGGAGCAGGGCCAUGGGAAGGGAGUUAAAGUGGGCACUCACCCUUUGCGCCAAAAUUGUUGUUUCUUGUCUAUAUGUGGCGUUACUCUUUUAUAUAUUUUGGUGGUGUUAUUUUCAGACUUGGUCCAAGGCAUCACUUUUCUCCGGCACUGCCCUCAUAACCAAAUUUUAUUUGAUCUGACUCAUUGUCGAUUGAUUGUGACCUAGGCCUACCCUAUGUAUUACAAGUUAAUAGUGUUUAGGAGCUUCCUGUAGCAGCCACAGACUUGACAGAGCUCCUGAGAAGUGCACACAGCUGAGAACAGGUUGGGAACCACUGCAUUAGAUGAUCAGCUUUGGUAAUCAGUCUGACGUUAUGAUGUCAUUAUGUUGUUUUACUUCUAUUUAUGAAUGCAGAUCUGAAAUUUGGUGGGAUGACACUUUUAAAGCCCUUGAAGCAUAUGCAUUGCAUGCUGGGAGAAAAGUGAUCAAUGAAAAAGAUGUUAUUCUUCUAAUGAAGACGUAAGUACUUUAACUUUUUAUUUAUAUCAUUAUCAUUAUUAUCAUCUUUAUUCAAAAACUUAAGUACUUAUUCCUUCCCGCUGCAGCCGUUACCUCGCUGUCUGUCUCUGAGUUAAUGUAAAGAUGGGAAUCGUUGCAUCAAAGGGAAAUUACUGUCACAGUAAAAGUUUACAUCUUCUCAUCCAAUGUUUGAGCACUGGAAUUAGUAAAAACAUUUGUCUGCCCUUUUCAUUGUAAAUGUAAUUCUUUGGUUAGCUCGUAUAUCACUGACUUGAAUAUCUGCACAUAUAUCUAUUUUACAUUGAUUUUCAGUGUUAAAAAGCUCAUGUUCCUACUUGUACAAUACAUGCCAAAACCUGAGGGAUUUUUAAUAUGAUCAUGGCGUUUGGAGUGUUGUUUUUUCAUGACAUUCACAGACACAUUCUUCCACUUCCACCCAAACCAGCAGAGACCCUAUGACAGUGCUGUCCAACAUUUUUUUUUUACAUUCACUGGAGGGCCUCAAAUCACAUCUCAAAAGAAAAUUAUUCCCAUUAUUAAUAGGUACUUCUUAACUUAUGCAUAAAGUAUGAUAAAAAGUCAACUAUCCAAUAGCAUUAUUGGCUCAUCAAGGAUAAAAUUAUAAAGCGAAUAAAAACUGUACCAAUAGCCCUUUUUAAUGAUAUAUUUUGCUUUGAAUUGUACUAGCAAUUUUCUUAAUUCGCGGUAGUUAUCAGUAGCACCUGCGAGCAUUAGAUUUUUAAUGUUCACCAGUCAAAGCGUAACAUUUUUAGGAAUUGAUGUUGGUCAUUACACAGAAUUCAGCUUCACUGUCGACGGUGCUUCCUAAAUCAUGGUCAAAAUUUUUACAUUUCCAUAGUUGAGAAACAUGUUAUCCAGAAUUUAUUUGGCCACACAUUCUUAUGUGUAUUUAAAUUUUAAUAAAUGCUUGUAAGAAUCUUCUUACUGUCUCUCACAAUUCCUUCCUGACUGAAUUGCACUAAUUGCUAACAAUCACAGCUUAUAUUCUGCUUUCUACUCUUUGAACGUCUCGUACUCUGGUCUCUGAAUACCAGGUUUUGUCCCCAAUGUCACAACACUACAGGAUGGAGACACACUCUCCCAUACCUGGCUAGACUACCUGUUUAAAUAACAUGGUGCCAUAAAUGGUUUAAAUUGCCCAUCCUAGUCAUUCUUCUGUGACACCUUUAGUACCGCAGCUCCCAUCUUGAUUACUCUGACCCGAAGACUUUCCUGGCAGUAAUACUCAGCUAUCUAUUUCAUCUAACUUGGUCCCGUUGGUGGGGGUAUAGACAUUUUUACAAUGACCAACUAGCUACACAAGAUACUUUUGGUUUCCCUAUUCAUUUUUCCCCAACGCCAUUAGUAAUUAUACCAGAUACCCUGCGACGCCUCCCCUGUACAAGCAACGGAAAGAAGGAGAAGAUAGUGUCAGAUUUUAUGUCACCCAGGUUCCUAAAAGGUUGCUCUGUUGAUGUGGUUAGGACACCUGCGCUUUUGUGACCUCCCCCUUUUCUGUGUUACAACUUCUCCUGUGCUCUCACUUGAUUUCCCAACAAUAUUAUGUCAAUGUGCUUUGAAAAUAUGUUUACCCUUAAUAAAUGUUUUUUUUGCACACAUAUAAAUUUCUCACCUGCACUGCCCUAUGACCUUCGGUUUUAAGACAUCACACAGUGAUAGGUUUAAGAUGUUUAAUAUUAAUACUGUUGAGAUAAAAUAGUCACUAACUAAUGCCCAAAAAUGGAUAAUUUUAUAGUAUAGUGAGCGAAGUAAUUAUAUAGAAGCACAGCACAGACUUAUAGGCCAGCUUGGCAUUUGUAGAAUACAGGCACUUUUAUCCUCGGUCAUGAACAUGUAUCCAAGAUAACUUAUUACUGUUAUUAGUGUUAUUACCAUUCUGAUUAAGUUAUCAUUAAGUAAAAGAAAAUGAAAUUAAGAAAGGGUAAAUUUAUGUAUGAAAAUUUAUUUUUACAAUUUUACCCCAUAUAUUAAUUAUUUUUGUUGUUGGGAGACUUGUAAAAAUCCUCAGGAAAGACCUCCAAGUUAAAUGCCAUGAAAUAUAUAUUAUACUAUACAUCACCUUCCAAUUCAACCAGACAUAAUGCAAGAAAAUGUUCAUAAGUUUAGUUCACCAAUAAAUAAAGUUAGUCCUAUGCCCUUGAUUAGCUGAAUGUUAACAUCAGUGAACCAGGAUGGAGACCAUCAGUUGGUUUACUUUGUGCAUGAUACAGAUUGUCUCAAGCAUUCUUUUGAUGUUUUCAUCAGAAUUCUAAAACUAAUUAGCUAUGUUGUUUUCUUUACUUUUAGGCAACGGGUGAUAACAGGAACUGAAGACUUGUAUGACAAGAUCAGAGAGUAUCUCCCCAUGGAACUUAGGACUGAGUUGAUUCCCAUUGCAAAAUUUUAAAUUGCAAGACAUUUUUUUUUAUCAUGGUUUCACCCUUUAUAUUAAUUUAAAGACUAACUAUUGAAUAUCAAUGGUCUAAGACUGUACAAAUGAUAUAUGGCAUCCUUCCGUCUUCGCGAGACGAUGGAGUAGCCAUGUAUUCCUACACUUCGACGAGUGGCUCACGAGGCCAAUCCUAUGACAAUCUCGACUGCAUUUCUGGCAGGAGAAUAUUGAUUCCUGGUAAGAUUUUGACUUUCGUAUUAUUCUUUUUGUUGCAAGGGCCUCGUUUCGCAUAUCUUCUGCCUUUUUUACUCCUUCAUACACUGCUGUACAAAUUAUAUGCUGUAGAUAUCAUUGUCAUUGAUCAUCCUAGAUCAAGAUCUGCCAAAGUGUGUUCUGUUGUUUUCUAUCAAAUGUGUUUGUGUUUCAGAGCUAUAAAUAAUGCUUGUGUUCAAAAUAUGGACAUCUCGAAUAUUACCUAUUUAACAUAAAUAGUCAAAUAUUUUUGUGUCCAGGUACAUUAAUUCAUUGCUACCUGAAACCUAAUUAUGUACCAGUAUAAUUAAGUAUUCCAACUGUAGAUUUAGCGGAAAGUGCAGAAUGAUUCUUUUUUUUUAUUUUUUAGAUGAAAAUUUAAAAAAAAUAAGUAUUAUCUACAACUACGGUUUGGGAUAUAGGAAAUUAGACCAUAUUGUGGUAAUAUACAGAUUCUAUUCUCUAAGAAUUAGCAUCACUUUGGACUAAAACCAAAGUUUCUAACCUCAAAUUAUCUUACUUCGUAGUUACCGGUUAUUACAACAUAUUAGCAAGCAAACAUCUUGUUCUUGAUUUAAAAUAUGCCAUCAGUUUUAGGCCUUUAACUUUAAGAAUGAAGUGUUGCAGUAUGCAGUUUAUAUUUUCUGCCUUCCUUACUGGUUUUGAUUGAAUACUGUGUACUGGUACCUUUUGUGAGAUGGGGAAAGUUAAUUUGUUCAAAAGGCUUUUGUAUAUAUUUUUUAAUUUAAAAAAAAAUGCAAAGGUUUUGUUUGAGUCGAGAGUUUUUCAGGAUGAAUUAAUAAACUUAUCAUAUUGGUAUUUUAAUUUCUAUUCACAUACUUUAUAUUUAAUCUAUUUCGGUUAAU